Messenger RNA from Sitophilus oryzae (rice weevil), 5534 nucleotides. It is a transcript of the gene Cirl, whose product is annotated as latrophilin Cirl. NCBI's taxonomy places the organism in Eukaryota, Metazoa, Arthropoda, Insecta, Coleoptera, Curculionidae. Bases 200 to 4144 code for a protein of 1314 amino acids. Gene Ontology annotation, molecular function: G protein-coupled receptor activity; carbohydrate binding. The transcript has 15 exons. Gene Ontology annotation, cellular component: membrane. The record is from RefSeq and is a predicted model, not a curated record. Gene Ontology annotation, biological process: negative regulation of angiogenesis; cell surface receptor signaling pathway; adenylate cyclase-activating G protein-coupled receptor signaling pathway.
CGCUGGGUUUGCCGGUUGCCUGCCUCCCGACGCAGCAGCGAGACCCGAUAUUUUCCGAUAUUUAAAGUUUUCCUAUUGCCUCUUCUUCUCUCUUGAUUUUUUCCCUGACGAUGGUCCCUUAUCGAUACCUCUAUCUCUUUUUGUUUUAUUGUGUUGUGAAAAGUGAACGUCUAUCACCGUCCUGCGAUGGAUUACUAUUAUGUUAAUAAGAGGUGACGGUGACAUGGCCUGGCAUGGAAAACUUAGGAACGGUUUGUUACUUUUACUCUUUUCCUUUGUUGUUAUAUCAGAGACGACAGCAAAAGCUUUAGAACAAUACCGAUACGAGACAGCAUACGCUUGUGAAGGGAAGACUUUGAAGAUCGAAUGCAAAGAUGGCGAGGUGAUCAAACUGAUCAGAGCCAACUAUGGACGAUUCUCCAUUACCAUUUGUAACGAUCAUGGCAACACCGAUUGGAGUGUCAAUUGUAUGUCACCGAAAUCACUAAGGGUCCUCCACAGCAGAUGUUAUUUAAAGAGCAAGUGUUCAGUGGAGGUUAACAAUGAGGUAUUCGAGGACAAUUGUCCAGAGACGCCCAAAUAUAUCGAGGCACACUUUCAGUGCGUCGCUAAUGCUACAACUACUACAACGACUAACCGUCCCAGUCCGCCAUGGCUUAUAACAUCACAGCCGCCCAUGUGGAGCACCAUCAAAUCUCAGACGACUCGUCCAUCCACCACCAAAUUUACCAUUAAUCCUCCUCCUCCUUUGCCUGGCCCUCUUCCUACCUCUACCGCUGUCAGUUUACCGUCAUCAACCGCCAAAGAACACCAUCACGCCUCAUCUUCGAGUCCACAAGACACCGGACACAAAGAUUCAAACGAAUGGAUGGUUGAACCCCAUCCUAGCGGAGAUGGGUCACAGAAAACGACAAUUGUUCCUCAUAAAGGGGUGUUCUCUACUGAAAAUAUCUCGACUGAUUCGUACCCUCCUUACUCGGUUUAUCCCAAACAAAACUCUUUCUAUCCGGGCCAAACAGGCACUGACUACCUUCCGCAUCACUGCAACGCGACAUCGAUGCCAAAUAUGUUCUGGAAAAGUACAAAAGUCAAUGAAACUGCUGUCCAGCCAUGUCCACCAGGCACUACAGGCUUUGCAAAGUGGCGAUGUAUCGAAAUCCCCAUGUCGCCAUACCCAAAAUGGUCACCAGCCAAUCCAGAUUUGAGUGAAUGCCGCUCAGUCUGGCUUACAAGCUUAGAUCAAAGGAUCCUAGCCGGAAAGGAUCUCUUGAUGACAAUAAUAAGCGAUCUGGCUUCGGUAACCGGAAGCAAAGUGUUGUACGGAGGGGAUAUGGCACUCACAACGAAAAUCAUACAGAGGAUAACCGAGAAAAUGGCACAGGACAUACAGACUUUUCCCGACACUCGGCAAAGAGAGGAGAUCGUUUCCGAUAUGCUCAGUUAUGUGGCUAAGACUAGUAGCAACUUACUAGAUGUCAGCCAGCAUUCUUCGUGGAAGGAGCUGAGUUACAGAGACCAGAUGAGUGUGGCUACAUCCUUAUUGAUAGGCUUGGAAGAGAACGCGUUUCUCUUGGCUGACACGGUUACAAGUAAAAAGACCGUAAACAAAGAGUUUAAGAAUAUAUUGUUGUCGGUAAGAAUUCUGGAUACAAAAUCGUUGACGGAUGAAGUCUUUCCUGCGGGGGAUCGAAGCAGCGACUGGAAAGCUAGCAACGACUCGAUAGAAUUGCCAAAAGAAGCGUUGCUAGAAAACAGCGAUGGUAAUUUGGUCCGAUUAGUAUUCGUCGCAUUCGACAGACUGGAAGAAAUACUGCAAUGGCAGCCGGAUUUAUCCGACAAUUCGGGCAAUAACAUAACCAAAGUUCUAAAUAGUAAAGUGAUUUCGGCCAGUUUAGGCAAAGGGCGCCAUAUUCAGUUAAGGGAGCCGGUCAAAUUGACGUUAAAGCAUAUUAAGACGGAAAAUGUGAGCAACCCCAAAUGUGUAUUUUGGGAUUACACGACAAAUUCGUGGUCUGAAGAGGGUUGCCACGUAGACACUUCAGAAUCGAAUUUCACUCACACGGUCUGUUUCUGCGACCAUUUGACCAACUUCGCCAUCCUGAUGGACGUACACGACAUUUAUCUUCCCAUCUCACACGAAAUCGCUUUACAAGUCAUCACUUACAUCGGAUGCAUCGUUUCGAUUAUCUGUCUCAUCCUCGCCAUUGUGACAUUUCAGUUAUUUCGGGGGCUCAAGAGCGACAGAACAACGAUACACUGUAACUUAUGUACAUGCCUCCUCAUAGCCGAAUUAAUAUUCUUAAUUGGCGUGAAUCAAACUGAAAAUAAAAUCGUUUGUGGAAUGAUAGCUGGAUUCCUCAAAUACUUCUUUCUGUGUGCUUUUGUUUGGAUGUUCUUUGAAGGUUUCCAAUUAUACGUGAUGUUGAUCGAAGUAUUCGAAGUAGAAAAAUCACGAAUUAAGUGGUAUUACAUGUUCGCCUACGGACUGCCUUUACUGAUAGUAUUUGUAUCGGCAGCUGCGUAUCCUCAAGGAUACGGUACAGCCAGGCAUUGCUGGCUAAGAAGUGACAACUACUUCAUCUUCACCUUCGUAGGACCUGUCAUUCUUGUCAUGGCGCUGAAUGUCAUAUUUUUGACAAUGGCAAUAGUAAUGAUGUGCAGGCAUGCUAGCGCUUCUGUGUCCAUGAAAAAUAAAGAACAUUCCCGCCUUGCUAGCACGAGUGGAAAAGAAGAGAGUGCACUUCGAAUGAAAUUUGACUUGGCAUGGUUGAAAGGAGCUUUCGUCCUAGUUUUCCUCCUAGGAUUGACUUGGAUCUUCGGAUUUUUAUAUAUUAACCAGGAAUCCGUUGUGAUGGCUUACUUGUUCGCCGUCUUCAAUUCACUGCAAGGAUUCUUUAUAUUUUUGUUCCAUUGCGUUCAGAACGAGAAAGUUCGUAAAGAAUACCGAAAAUUCAUCAGGAGGCACUCCUGGUUGCCAAAAUGUCUGCGCUGUUCGAAGAGCGGCAGCAAUGGUGCAGGCAGCAGCAGCGGAAAUAGCCAGAGCUGCACCACUUCCGGGGGUCCUGCCAAGGAGCGGCGCCCUAGCCUGUACGGGGGCUCGAACGGGAACCCCUCCGCCGGUACCAACUCCCAUUCCACGGACAACUCCGUUCUGACGCCUCAAGGAACAAGUUUGCAUCGAGGUUGGAACUCCCAGAGCUGUACGAACGUCAAUCGGGUGUGUCGCACCCCUGUACCCACAUCUACGUCGGCCAACAUGGCUGCUACUCUGUGUCGCCCCCUCCGGGCCACAGACAUCGCUCCUUCUCCCGAUCUUGAGCCCCCCAACACAUCCACUCUUCCUUACAUUCGUAAUUUCUACAAAAACGCCACUGUCAAUCCCAACAUCCCUAAAUCGGUAUCUACUUGGGGUCCUCUGCACAAACCCUUACACUGGAAGAACAUUUCUUUUAAGUCGUACAGCCGCGAUUCCGGCCAUGGCGGUUCCGAACAGGAGGAAUCUCCGCGAUCGCACAUGAUCAUAGCUGAAGCUCAUCGCCAUUCCUCAUUAGCUAAAGACGUACGCCAAAUGCAGCCCUGUCAGCAGAGCGCCUUCUCAGACUACGGCCUUCGCCAGGCCAUCGCAGCUGGACGUAAAAAGAACGGGUCUUUGAAGCCGCUGCAUUGGGGUCACCACACCUACACCGAGAUCUGCGACGGCCAAAACCCUAGAGGGCUCCUGGCAGCAGAGGAUGAUCCUGUCUACGAGGAAAUAGACAGGAACGAGAUCCAAGUCAGUGAUAUGAGUGACGAGGACGCUAGAAGACAGAGCGAUAUGAGUAGACAGAGCUCCAGGUCGUAUGGAGAUCAUAGACCGUUGAUUCCUUAUAGUCCUGGCACUGAACGCAGCUUCCUGGAGGUUCUGAGCAGUAACAAAGAGCUGGAGAAUGCUUACCGCAUGAGAUGUAACAACGUGGGGUUGCCGUCUUAUCGCAACCCCCAAGGAGAGGCUGCUGUAAGGUCUUUAGCUGCUGUUCUAGAUGGAGAAACUGUCGUUUGUCAUUUGGAGCCCCCCGAAGUGUUUGCCCACCCCCAUAUGGACGUCACCUACGUGUCGUCACGAACUUUGACCUCCUCUCACCUUCCUCCUUAUAGUGAAAGUUAGAAACUGCCAUUCGCAAGUAAUUAUCUGUGAUUACCGCAUGAUCAGACUGUUUUAGUCGUCAUAUUUAAUAAUUUGUUAGUAAGGCUCAGCUUGAAUGAAAGAAAGUGAUAAUUUUAUAUUAAUCGACUAUUUUAGUAACAAAAGAAAAUGAACUAUUACUACGUAUGAGUUAUUCCAGUCAAUCCGUUAGUUAAUUUUUGUAAUUCCCUUUAGUAAUAUCUAAUUUGCCCAAAAACAACUGGACACUUUUUAUAUCGACAAUUUUUUUUGUGUAAAAUGAACCUAAUAACAUUUUUUUCUUCGUUACUAUACAGAAACAGCCUCAGCUUCAUUAAAAUAAGUCUGAGAAGAUCACAUGAUCGUUUUUAAGACCUCAAAAUUCUUUUUAUUGGUAAUUUCAAUAGAUAAAAGCAUCACGAAUAAUAUUCAAAUAGCAAUUAUUGGUGUAAUAACUAAUUCCAGUUCACCCAUAAUUUUAUAAUUUUUUACAGAAAAAUAUUCGUUUUUAAGAUCUCAGAAUUAGUUUUAUUUAUAUUUUAUAAGUCUGAAAGCAUACAAAACAACUUUAUGCGUGUCACUGUAAAUGAAAGGCAUCACAAAUAAUAUUUAGAUGGCAAUUGGUGUAAUAACGAGUUCCAGUUGUGGUUUGGGCAGUUAGCCAGGUCCAUUUAUAGGAUAAGGGAGCUCACUGAUUUUAAAUAACUAUGUACCAGAGAAUAUAUAAUCUGGCCCCUCCAAAAAAAUAUAUAAACACAGUUUAAAAAAAAUAAUUGUUUCUUGUUGUAUAAUUGUAAAGAGUGGGCUUGUAGAAGAAUAGUAAUUAAUAUCCCCUCUACUCAAUAUAAUUUUCGUUAUUUGGAGCUAUUUUCCUAGCUCUAAACUCCACAAAUUGAUGGAACAGUUGUAUCCAUUUCGAUGUACUAUCUAUGGACCUAACAAAACAUGAAGCUUAUUAAUUCAGCCGUAUUUCGUGGUUGAAUAAGUAAAUUUCAUUUUUUUCUAUAUUGACAAAAGAAUUCAUUCUGCAAUACUAGUUUACGUUGUUAAUAUUCUAUACCCUGUUUCUGUAAUUUCUCAUGUUAAAAUAAACUUUUUGGAUACCCCUUAAUCUAAGAACACAAACCGUAUGUAUUGGUAAACGUAAGAGAAAAAAUACAUAAAUAAAAAUUUCGUUUACAUAUAACAAAUGUGUUGAUAUCCUAGAUCAUGGAAAUAAAGCAAUCCAAAUUUUUACAUAAUGUACUCCUUAUUUAGAGAAGAAAAAAAAGUAUCAAUUUCCUUUUAUUUAUUUGUAUAUAAAAUUUGUCUGUUUUUAAUUUAGUAGUGCUGUUUAAGUUAAGACUUAGCUAGCACGGAAUUUGUAAAUAUUAAAUAAAAAUGGCAACUGCAA